UAUUUUAUCUCACAUAAUUAUUCUAUAUAAACACUCUCAUUCAUUAUGAAAUCUCAAAGUUAAAUUUAGACACUUCAAAAAACCAUCACUAGAACAAAGGUAUAGCUAUGUCGACUGCAUCAUCUAUCACUGGAGUGACGGUGGAGCUCGUUGAAUUCCCGGCAGUGUUGACUUCUCCGGCCACCACCAAGUCUUAUUUCCUCGGUGGCGCAGGAGUGAGAGGUUUAGACAUUGAUGGAGAGUUUGUGAAGUUCACUGGAAUAGGAGUUUAUUUGGAAGAGAAAGCUAUAGCAUCACUCAUUCCUAAGUGGAAGGGAAAGACUCCAGCUCAACUUAAAGAAUCACUUGAUUUUUAUAGAGAUAUCAUCAAAGGUCCCUUUGAGAAAGUGAUUCGAAGUAUAAAGGUGAGAACACUAUCAGGUCCUGAAUAUGUGAGAAAAGUGUCAGAAAAUUGCAUAGCCCAUAUAAAAUCUGAUGGAUUGUAUGGUGAUGAAGAAGAAAAAGCCAUUCAAGAAUUAAGAGAAGCUUUCAAGGAUCAAAAUUUUCCACCAGGAUCCACUGCUUUUUACAGACAAUCACCAAAUGGAACAUUAGGGCUUAGUUUCUCCAAAGAUGAGACAAUACCUGAACAUGAGCAUACAGUUAUUCACAAUAAGCCGGUUUCGGAGGCGGUGUUGGAGACUAUGAUCGGCGAAAUUCCAGUUUCGCCGGCGCUGAAAGAGAGUUUAGCUACAAGAUUGUAUGAGUUUAUGAAGAAUGACAACUUCAAAAUUGGAAACUGAGAAUCGCUGGCAGCUGUCUAUGAUCUUUAAGACAAAGUUCGUAAUCUUUGAAUAAUCCAAGUGACAUCUAUAUGUCAUAGGUUUAAUGUUGUUUUUUUAAAUAAAAUGUCUUGUCUAUGCAUUUUGUGGAUUUGUGCCUUAUAAUUUGAAUUGAAUGGCUUAAUAAAACGAUAGAAUGUUGCAUUUCUUA
Messenger RNA from Lathyrus oleraceus (garden pea), 972 nucleotides. Its product is annotated as chalcone--flavanone isomerase 1B-1. Gene Ontology annotation, molecular function: chalcone isomerase activity. Gene Ontology annotation, biological process: flavonoid biosynthetic process. NCBI's taxonomy places the organism in Eukaryota, Viridiplantae, Streptophyta, Magnoliopsida, Fabales, Fabaceae. The record is from RefSeq and is a predicted model, not a curated record. Bases 108 to 782 code for a protein of 224 amino acids. The transcript has 4 exons.